This is a messenger RNA of Momordica charantia (bitter melon), 1673 nucleotides long. RefSeq names its product putative magnesium transporter NIPA4. Gene Ontology annotation, molecular function: magnesium ion transmembrane transporter activity. NCBI's taxonomy places the organism in Eukaryota, Viridiplantae, Streptophyta, Magnoliopsida, Cucurbitales, Cucurbitaceae. Gene Ontology annotation, biological process: magnesium ion transport. Gene Ontology annotation, cellular component: membrane. The record is from RefSeq and is a predicted model, not a curated record.
UUAUCGAUUUGAUUUUGAGGGGAGAAAAAUCUCUCCGCUUCUCUCUCUCUCUCUCUCUCUCUCGGCCUUCCGAUCCAAUCCAAGCAACGCCUGCGCCCACAGCUGUAUCCAGUUCCAGUAUCCCAAUACCUUCCCCACAGGGGCCUCCCUUAUAAGCGCCGACAUUGCCACCUUCAACUUCAACUUCAACAUCCUCCUCCUAAUUUCCACCGCUCUUUUGAUCUUUCGCUCCAUCUUCACUUUCCAUUUACACCCACCUCCAUUUCUGUUAGUGGGUAACUACGACCUCCUGCCGGUGAACUAGCCACUUAUUACUUCGUCGCGGCCCCAAACCUACUUUCUCCCGUUUCCUCGGCCAUGGCGGCCGAGCCUCCGAGCUGGCACGAUGGCAUGUCUACCGAUAACAUCAAAGGCCUCAUACUUGCACUUUCUUCCAGCGUCUUCAUUGGUGGGAGCUUCAUUGUUAAGAAGAAGGGCUUGAAGAAAGCCGGUGCCUCAGGAAUCAGAGCAGGAGCGGGUGGAUUUACUUACUUGUACGAGCCAUUGUGGUGGUUGGGCAUGAUAACAAUGAUUGUUGGAGAAAUUGCUAAUUUUGUGGCGUAUGCAUUUGCACCAGCCUUACUAGUCACUCCUCUUGGAGCUCUCAGCAUAAUAAUAAGUGCCGUUCUUGCACAUAUCAUUUUAAGGGAGAAGUUACAUAUUUUUGGAGUUCUUGGUUGUAUUCUAUGUGUGGUGGGUUCCACGGCCAUUGUUCUCCAUGCUCCUCGAGAGCGUGAAAUAGAAUCUGUGGCAGAAGUUUGGCAAAUGGCAAUGGAACCAGCUUUUCUCUUGUAUGCAACUCUGGUCAUAACCUUGGUGAUUAUACUUAUAUUCCACUUUAUACCUCAAUAUGGCCAGACACACAUUAUGGUUUACAUCGGAGUUUGUUCCCUAUUAGGUUCUUUGUCGGUUAUGGGUGUUAAAGCUCUUGGAAUUGCCAUGAAGUUGACAUUAUCUGGAGUCAACCAGCUAAUUUAUCCACAAACUUGGAUUUUUGCCAUAAUUGUAACCACAUUUUUGCUUACUCAGAUGAAUUAUCUGAACAAGGCGCUUGAUACUUUUAACACUGCUGUUGUAUCUCCCAUUUACUACGUGAUGUUCACAUCACUGACCAUUUUGGCAAGUGUUAUCAUGUUUAAGGAUUGGGAUAGGCAGAGCCCAACGCAAGUUAUCACAGAAUUGUGUGGAUUUGUGACUAUUCUUUCAGGAACCUUUCUUCUUCACAAAACGAAGGACAUGGUUGAUGGUUUAUCGACAUCUUCACCGAUACGACUUGCCAAGCACAUGGAUGAGGAUGGAUAUAACGGUUUGGAAGGUAUACCUCUAAGACGACAAGAAUCCAUGAGGUUGCCAUGAAUGAUAUGACAAGAUACUCCUCUUUUGAGCCUUCUCAAUCUCAAUCUCAAUCUCAUCAUAUUCUUUAAACUAUUAUAGAAGUGAGGGGUCUCCCAUAGAUUUUCUUUACCCCUUCUGUUGUACUGUUACAGCAGUUUCAUUGUGCAUACAAAUUCUCUCCCCAUAUACGGACAGGAUUGUAAUUCUACAGCCAUUUAUUUACAAAUAGACCAAUUUGAGAGAUAUCAGCUUAUAGAUUUUGGGUUCAAUGGUCAUAAAAGGAUACAUGUUUGACAGUU